Penaeus vannamei (Pacific white shrimp) is the source of this 1415-nucleotide messenger RNA. The record is from RefSeq and is a predicted model, not a curated record. NCBI's taxonomy places the organism in Eukaryota, Metazoa, Arthropoda, Malacostraca, Decapoda, Penaeidae.
AUGGAAAACGGAGCUGCUGCUGCUGCCAGCACGCGCAAGAGGGCUGGUGAGUGGCGGCGCGCUGUGGCGCAGCAGGAGUGCCGCGCCCUUGGCCUCCCCUUGGCCGUUCUAUCCCCCCGAUGCCAGUCCCAUGUCCAGGGCUCUCUCCCCACGAGGAGGUUUUCACACACAGGUCCUAGGGGCGCCGAGCACGCCGCAGAAGGCGAUGCCCAGCCGCCCCCGCCGAAGAAGACCAUCUUCUCGGGGAUCCAGCCCACGGGCGUGCUCCACCUGGGGAACUACUUCGGGGCGGUGCGGCGGUGGGUGGAGCUGCAGGAGCAGGGCCACAACGUGAUCUUCUCCGUGGUCGACCUGCACUCCAUCACCCUGCCGCAGGACCCCGCCACCCUGCACUCGCAGAUCCUCAACAUGGCGGCCUCCCUGAUCGCGUGCGGCAUCGACCCCGCCCGCGCCGUGCUCUUCCAGCAGUCGCGGGUGUCCGAGCACGCCCAGUUCAACUGGGUGCUGGGCUGCCUCACCACCCUCGCCAGGCUGGGCCACCUGCCGCAGUACAAGGAGAAGUCGGCCUCCCUCAAGGAGGUUCCCCUCGGCCUGUACGUGUACCCCGUGCUGCAGGCCGCCGACAUCCUGCUGUACCGCGCCACCCACGUCCCGGUGGGCGAGGACCAGUUGCAGCACAUUCAGCUGGCCGCCCACCUGGCCAGGGUGUUCAACAAUAAGUAUGGGCGCACCUUCCGGCUGCCGCACUCCAUGGUGUACGACGACGCGACGGGGCGCCUCCGCAGCCUGCGGCAGCCCACCAAGAAGAUGUCGAAGAGCGAGGCCGACCCCAGGAGCAGGAUCGAGCUCACCGACACGCCCGACCAGAUCCUCGAGAAGCUGAAGAAGGCGGUGACGGACCACACGUCGGCGGUGUACUACGACCCCGAGGCGCGCCCGGGCGUGUCCAACCUCAUGACGAUGCACAACGCCCUCACGGGCCUCUCGUACGACGAGAUCCGCGCCCAGUGCGAGGGCAAGGACACGGGGCAGUACAAGCUGCUGGUGGCGGACGUGGUGAUCGAGCACCUGAGGCCCAUCCGCCAGGAGCUGACGCGGCUCCUGGAGGACAAGGCGCACCUCGUCGGCCUCCUCGACCUCGGCGCCGCCAGGGCCAAGGCCAUCGCCGCCUCCACGUGGGCGGAGGUCAGGCGGAAGGUCGGCCUCUCGGAGUGACGCCAGAAAAUGUCGAAAGAAAAAAAGCAAAAAAAAAAAAAAGUGUAAAAAGUAAUAGUACUGCGUGCUAUGAUGCGUCUUGUCAGUUGUUGUACAGUUAAUCUAAUGUAUAUAUAUUUUCUUAUGUCUUGUUGCAUUUUAGCUCAAAGCUUGAUAUUCGCUAGAUUAUCAAACUGCACUAAUAAAGUUGUUAAAAGACA